AUGACUUCUUCUUCACCUACCCUACAAUCAGAUGUAAAGACACCUGUACUUUUUAAAAUAAUUCAACAAAAGAUUGUAUAUUAUUUAUUAGAUUGUAAAGUUGAUACAAAUAAGAAUAAAUUAUCAUAUGAUUUGGUAUGCAGACAAUGGCUAGAAUGGAUUGGAGAGUGGGUGUCUGACACAUUUCAAUUGUCAUUCACCUCUCGGAAAGGUGCACGCAUGUGUUUCUCUCAACCUGCACCUCUUGUCGAUUGUCUACUCCACUCUGACCUAGGUCCCAAAUAUUUACAUAGUCUUGUGUCAACAGACCACUUUACCGGUUUAUAUCACAAACCAGAUAUGGCAUCAGGAUAUGCCCCUUAUCCAAAACCACAUCGAUCAACACUACCUCUUAUCACUGUUUGGAAGGCAAUCAAACAUAUUGAAUUCGACUCUACCUACCAAAAAGACCUGAUUACAAUGAUGAAAUCAUCGUCGUCACCGCGAAUAAUAGAAGCGGCACAAUCAUUUAUAAUGUCAUUGGAGAGUAUUCAAAAUCCAAUACUUCCUAGACUCAUGAGCGAUUUGACAGAUCUUCUACCAACACUCAAUCAACGAGUUGCAUUGGGUAAAUCACCUAUCAUUCUACACACAACCUCCUCCAUACCCACAUCAGAAUUAAAUGCAUUUCAAGAAGUGGUGAAUACAUUAACCCCAUACUUUCAACUUGGAUCAAUGACGGUAGGAUGUACUAGGAAGUUAUACCCUUCAAAAUCAGACGCAUUCACGGCUGUGACCAGUCUAGAAAUCACAAAAAUCAAGACAGUGGAAUUGGUAUCAUCUUGGUUGACACCACACCUAUUCCCAUCACUUCAAACACUUGUCAUCCACAUUCUAGAUGAUCAUGUAUUAAAAGCCAUUAAAGAAAAUGUUCUAAAUCAAUUCUCCACUAUUACAAAAUUCGAAUAUCACUUUUAUAAUGAAGAAGAUUACUAA
Cavenderia fasciculata is the source of this 975-nucleotide messenger RNA. RefSeq lists its product as uncharacterized. The coding region runs from base 1 to 975 and encodes 324 amino acids. The record is from RefSeq and is a predicted model, not a curated record. NCBI's taxonomy places the organism in Eukaryota, Evosea, Eumycetozoa, Acytosteliales, Cavenderiaceae. The transcript has 2 exons.